This is a messenger RNA of Rhodofomes roseus, 462 nucleotides long. Its product is annotated as DAD/Ost2. Gene Ontology annotation, cellular component: oligosaccharyltransferase complex; membrane. Gene Ontology annotation, biological process: protein N-linked glycosylation. The record is from RefSeq and is a predicted model, not a curated record. Bases 38 to 397 code for a protein of 119 amino acids. The transcript is spliced from 3 exons. Lineage: Eukaryota; Fungi; Basidiomycota; Agaricomycetes; Polyporales; Fomitopsidaceae.
UUGGCGGUGGCGAGCCCGUCACGCUCAUCUCUCCGCCAUGGCACCCAAAACAGUCUCCUCGCCGGCGACCACCAACUCUUUUCAGUCUUUACUCAGGUCCUACAAUGAGACCACGUUGCCGCGGCUGAAACUCAUCGACGCGUUCCUGCUCUUUCUCAUGCUCUCCGGGAUCAUACAGUUCGUUUACUGUGUCCUGGUAACGAACUUCCCUUUCAACGCGUUCUUGGCUGGCUUUGGCAGCUGUGUGGGACAGUUCGUCCUGACUGCCUCACUGCGGUCACAAGUGAACCCUGCGAACAGGGCUGAGUUCAAGGAGGUGUCACCAGAACGUGCUUUUGCAGACUUCGCAUUGGGCUCCAUCGUCCUCCACUUCUUCGUGUACAACUUCUUGGGCUGAGCCUUCUGCCACCGCAUUGCACUGGUGCACGGAGACGGACAGCGACUGGAUGGAAUGUAUUGUUG